AUGUACCAAUCACCCAUCCCUGAAACAAGCAAUGUCCGCUACGUUGAGAAUCGUAUUCUCAUCGACGCACCUCAUACAGUAGUAUUCGACUACGUCACAACCUGGGCAAAUUUGCCAAAAUGGCUCCCAGUAGCGAAGAACGUGUACGUGCGGAAGGGUGACCUGAACGCGCCCGCCAGGUUGGGAGAUGUGCUCUGCGAGGGUGUCCGCCACGAAGAAGGUUUCUCGGCCACCGCCACCAGAGCAGAUAAGAUCUACACGGUGGUGCUCCACGUCCCUGGUCUCCUGUGGGGUGUGGCGGGGGUGGACGACGUCGGUGACCCCUGGGUUGGCAAGACGGCGACGUUCAUCACGACACCGGUGUUUCAGCAGAUCAGGAAGGAGGGCGAUGACAGUGAGGUCAGACAUCCAGUCCUUCAGCCUGAGGUCAUGCAGAAAGGGCUCGAGCGCCUCAAGGACUUGGUUGAAAACUCAAUUGGAAGCAGUUGCUCUUUGGGCUAA
Diaporthe batatas is the source of this 501-nucleotide messenger RNA. RefSeq lists its product as uncharacterized. The coding region runs from base 1 to 501 and encodes 166 amino acids. Lineage: Eukaryota; Fungi; Ascomycota; Sordariomycetes; Diaporthales; Diaporthaceae. The record is from RefSeq and is a predicted model, not a curated record. The transcript is spliced from 2 exons.